UUCUGAAAAAACUAGCCCUAGGCCUGCUUUUCGCCAGCACCAGAUCUUUUUGAAAUCAUCAAACCCAACAUCGCCAUCCACCAAAUAGAUAAACAGCAUGCUCGGCUCCAGUGCUUCCAAUCCUCCUCCACCCCCAGCAGAUAGCUAUAUGCUUUUCGACGUCACAUGCCCACGUACGAUUGCUUUGUCUGUUCCAUCAUCAAGAUAUAAAUUCCAACAAUUUCUCACCAACCCCUUACUUCCUCUCCUAAUCGCUAAUUGAUUGGUUAUACCACUUUCAUUCUGUUGAUAUAUUCAAUCUAUUACACAUCUGUGUGUUUUUACUUUUGCAAUCUCCUUGAACAUUGUCCAAUGGCCAGUUACGCUCAUUUAAUUCCAACUGCUGAUUUUGCUCUAAUCGGUUUGGCUGUUAUGGGUCAAAAUUUGAUCCUUAACGCUGCUGACCAUGGUUUUACUGUUGU
Molecule: messenger RNA, 461 nt
Organism: Ascoidea rubescens DSM 1968
Lineage: Eukaryota; Fungi; Ascomycota; Saccharomycetes; Ascoideales; Ascoideaceae
Exons: 2
Coding region: 98-262 (54 amino acids)
Source: RefSeq, a predicted model, not a curated record